AUGUCUCAAGUCCCUACAGAAAUUAGUUAACAAAAUCAAAUAAUAUAGCAAAAUAAUGAAUGUUAAUAUGAAUCCUCAUAAUCCACAUUAUCUAAUACUUUAAAACAAAAUUUUUUAGGAUCAAAUCAGGAUUAAGAAUUUCAAGACAAGAAAAUUAUCUAAAAUAAGUCUAAAAUAGAAAAUAACUCGUAAAAAUUAAAAUGUGAGGAUAAUCAAUAAAUAAAAUAGAAUUCUUAAGAAUUAAAUGUAAAUGCUAGUAGUUAGAAUAUGCUCAAUGUUGAUAAUGAAUAAAAUUAAAUUUAAAUGGAGUAAGAUUUUUCUUAGAAUCAAUCGUAAUCAUAUAUAAAUAAUGAUUAAAAUAAAGAAAAAAGUUAAAUUCAAUCCUAGAUUGAAUUUAAAAGUUUGACUAGUAUGAUCAAAAGCUCUGUUAAUUAAAAUUAAGAUAGUAAAUAAUCAAAUAUAUAAAAGAAUAAUGAAUAAGAAAAAAAAAAAUAAUAUGAUUAAUAGCAAAUAGAUAAUAAUAAUUAACUAAAAACAUAACCUAGUAAAUAUAAAGAAAAAUAGAAUUUAUAAAAAUAAUAUUCAAAUGAACAAUAAAAUGAUCCCUUGGAUUAAUUUUAAUAGUAUUCUUAAAAUUAGUAAUUAAACAGAUUGGAUAAACUUCAAUAAAGUCCUUAAAAAAAUUUAGGGGAUGAAAAAACAAAAAUAGAAAUAAGUGAUAGACCUCCUGAAGAUUAAAAAUAAAAGUAUAUGAAUAAUUAGGUAGGUUAGGAUAUAAAUAAAAUUAAAGUAAGUAAUAAAAUAGAGAAUGGAAAAAAAUAAAUGAUUUAAAAUAUUGAAGUAGAUAAUGGAUUAUAAAAAAAAAAAAAAAUUAUAGAAUAAUUAGGAUAAAAUGAAAGUUAAGAAAAUCUUUAGGUCGAUGAUGGAUUACAAAAUAAAAAAGUUGUUUAAGAAUAAUUUCCAUAAAAUGAAAGUUAAGAAAAUAUUAAAGUAGAUGAUGGAUUAUAAAAUUAAGAAGUGGUUUCAAAAAUAUUAGCAUUAAAUGAAAAUUCUGAAAAUAAUUAAGUAGAUGAAGGAUUAUAAAAUAAAAAAGUUGUUUAAGAAUAAUUUCCAUAAAAUGAAAAUUCUGAAAAUAAUGAAGUAGAUGAUGGAUUAUAAAAUUAGGAAGUUGUUUAAGAAAUAUUUCCAUUAAAUGAAAAUUCUGAAAAUAAUGAAAUAGAUUAUGGAUUAUAAAAUUAGGAAGUUAUUUAAGAAAUAUUUCCAUUAAAUGAAAAUUCUGAAAAUAAUGAAGUAGAUGAUGGAUUAUAAAAUUAGGAAGUUAUUUAAGAAAUAUUUCCAUUAAAUGAAAAUUCUGAAAAUAAUGAAAUAGAUUAUGGAUUAUAAAAUUAGGAAGUUAUUUAAGAAAUAUUUCCAUUAAAUGAAAAUUCUGAAAAUAAUGAAGUAGAUGAUGGAUUAUAAAAUUAGGAAGUUAUUUAAGAAAUAUUUCCAUUAAAUGAAAAUUCUGAAAAUAAUGAAAUAGAUUAUGGAUUAUAAAAUUAGGAAGUUAUUUAAGAAAUAUUUCCAUUAAAUGAAAAUUCUGAAAAUAAUGAAGUAGAUGAUGGAUUAUAAAAUUAGGAAGUUAUUUAAGAAAUAUUUCCAUUAAAUGAAAAUUCUGAAAAUAAUGAAAUAGAUUAUGGAUUAUAAAAUUAGGAAGUUAUUUAAGAAAUAUUUCCAUUAAAUGAAAAUUCUGAAAAUAAUGAAGUAGAUGAUGGAUUAUAAAAUUAGGAAGUUAUUUAAGAAAUAUUUCCAUUAAAUGAAAAUUCUGAAAAUAAUGAAAUAGAUUAUGGAUUAUAAAAUUAGGAAGUUAUUUAAGAAAUAUUUCCAUUAAAUGAAAAUUCUGAAAAUAAUGAAGUAGAUGAUGGAUUAUAAAAUUAGGAAGUUGUUUAAGAAAUAUUUUCAUUAAAUGAAAAUUCUGAAAAUAAUUAAUUAGACGAUAGAUUAUAAAAUUAAGAACUUAUUUAAUAAAUUCAUGGAUUAAAUUAAAUUUAAGAAGAUGUUUAAUUAAUUGAUGGAGUAAAUGAUAUUUUAUAAGACGUUUUACAACAAGGCGUAUCAAAUUAAAAUUAAGAAAUAUAAAUAGUUGAUAGAUCAAAUUAAAAUAAUGAAAAUAUUUAAGAAAUUGUUGAAUAAAGAUUAUAAUUAGAAAAUAUUUUAUAAGCACAGUCUUAAGCUUAAGAAAAUGCUCACAACAAUUUCCCUCAUAUUUUCUAAGGACCAUAAGUACAAAAUAAUGAAAAUGAAUAAUUGAAUCCAUUAUUAUAUGAUCAUUUAAAUUAGACGAUUAUGUACAAAUUGGUGCCUGAUGAUAAUUCUAAUAAUUCUGGUAAUUCUGAUAUAUAAUGUUAUGUCUUCAACAUCUUAAAUUAAUAUUUAAAACAUCGAAUUUUUAUUUGUGAAAUAGAUUAAUUGUAUCCAAAUAAUAGAUAGAAAUAUUUCGCUAAAUUGAAUUAUUGCUAGGAUCUAAACAUAAUUCCUUUAAUUAUAGAAAGAAUUUUAACACCUAUAAGAAAUCAUAUUAUGCAUUUUAUUAACGAACAAAUCAAUCUAGAUAAUCUAUAUGACAAAACACUAGAUUUAAUUUAAUAAUUGAAUGUUAUAGAUAUAGAAUUAUCUUGA
Molecule: messenger RNA, 2655 nt
Organism: Paramecium sonneborni
Lineage: Eukaryota; Ciliophora; Oligohymenophorea; Peniculida; Parameciidae
Source: the annotation of a GenBank genome assembly